This is a messenger RNA of Lathyrus oleraceus (garden pea), 1284 nucleotides long. RefSeq lists its product as uncharacterized. NCBI's taxonomy places the organism in Eukaryota, Viridiplantae, Streptophyta, Magnoliopsida, Fabales, Fabaceae. Bases 1 to 1284 code for a protein of 427 amino acids. The transcript is spliced from 2 exons. The record is from RefSeq and is a predicted model, not a curated record.
AUGCCUCCUUCAGAGGCUCCUGUUGAAGAUGCCGACACCCUUGUGCUCGACACUUCCAUCCUUGAUACGGUCCCUGCUCCAGCCGUAGGAGCUUCACCGUCGACUGGCAUCUCUCCUGCUGCGUCCUCGGGGAAAGCAAAUCAGGAUGCAGUCUCUCCUGCGUCGCCACAGGCUGAUGCCUCUACUGAGCCGAGUCAACCUGUUGUUGACUACACUCCCGCGUCGCCAAUUUCUUCUUUAGCUCGCCCCUUUCAAUCUGUCGACACCGCUGGUGAGUCCAUUGAAUUUCCUCUCCAGAUUAGUGAUAGUGACUCUGACUCAGUCACUAGUCCUGUGAUGCAUCCGGACUCCAGUUCGACUAGUUCUGACUCGAGUCUCUCUUCAGCUUCCUUGCAGGAUCCACGAGGACCAGUAGGUGUCAACACCAAUAAACAACAAUCCUCUCAGACUACUCCUUUGUCGACUGCUUCUCCCCCUCAGAUUACUUCUCCGUCAGCAGCUUCUCCUUCGACUUUCCCGGGGCUGACGAUCAAGCCUUUUGCUUUAGAAGCAAUUACCCGGCUUCACAAUCUGGUGAAAUCGCGUGACGCCUCUUCAGACUCUGAGCAGCUCCAUUCUGGUAAAAUGGGCCCUGAGGCGACAAAGGCUAAGGCUCUCAUGGACAAAGUCCGCGUUUACGCUUUGAAUUCUGAUCUUCCUUUCGUGCUCAUGCAUGAACCCAUUGUCGGUCCAGAGAUCCUGAGCGUGCUUGCCCAACUAAAGGGUCUCCAUAUCUCUAAUUAUGCCAAGCGCGCAAUGGCGGCUCUCGAACAAAUUUUGGUGCCUAUGCUGCGCCACAUCGACAAUGUUCGGGACAUUGAACGCCAGAUUGUUGUUACUGAGGCCUUCGUGAAGGAAAAAUGGGAGUUGGUCACACAUGCCGACGCGGAGGUUACCAAUAUGUUGGGGGCUAUGGGGGAGCGGCGAAAAGAAUUGACUUCCAAACAAACACGAGCCAUUGAACUACGUCAACAAAUUGAUGCCCUUUGGCGUCAAAUUGCCACUCUAGAUAGUGAGUUGGAAUCAAUUGUUAAGGAGGAGUCACGCUUUGUCGACGAAGUGCUAAAACCUGCUCAGCCCACUGUGGAGCAAACUACCAGUGAUGCCCUAGCCGUCGGUGAAGAGCUCAUGGCCGUCGAAGGAAAACUUGAAGAGCUCAAAGCCCAUGCCGACACCUUGGAGUUUGCGUCCUUGCAUUAUAAUUUUGAGCUUAAGUCUUUCCAAUCUAAGUUCGGCCAACUUUGA